AAUCAGAAAAUCGAAAUUCUCCAAACAGUUCGCAUGAACAAGAUAUGAUGCCUCCACCAUCGAGUACAAUUGUUUUAAAACACUCUAAAAAGCAUAAAACUAUUGGUACACGUAUUUUAAAUUUCUUCUCUGCUCAACCUAAACAUCGAAAAUUGGAUACUAAUAAUAAUCGAGUGACAAAUGGUUCAUCAAUUCAUUCAUCUGAUCCAUCCAGCCUAAUGCAUGAUGAUGAUAAUGAUUCUUCUGAGUUAAGCUUGGGUCAACCAUCAUCGAAUGAAAAUUUACAAGUUAAAAGUUCACUUCGAAAAACACAAGCAUCUAGUCGGCUUAUACCAACACAGAAACUUGGUCCUCCGUGUAAAGCUCGUAAAUUGGUUGCAGUGGAUAAUUCUGGCGAACAGUGGAACAGUAAGCAAAGUUUUUACUUGACAAUAAUGUGCUAUUAUUUUAUUUUCUAUUCUGAAGAACAUGUUAUCGUUACUGAUGUGAAACAUGUUGUUGAGCAUUAUGGUACAGUCUUUUAA
This is a messenger RNA of Trichobilharzia regenti, 524 nucleotides long. The record is from the annotation of a GenBank genome assembly. Lineage: Eukaryota; Metazoa; Platyhelminthes; Trematoda; Strigeidida; Schistosomatidae.